Molecule: messenger RNA, 1932 nt
Organism: Dioszegia hungarica
Lineage: Eukaryota; Fungi; Basidiomycota; Tremellomycetes; Tremellales; Bulleribasidiaceae
Exons: 5
Coding region: 1-1932 (643 amino acids)
Source: RefSeq, a predicted model, not a curated record
AUGAGCAGCCAAAAACAGCACGUGGUACUACCAGCGACGACACUAACAAUCCCCUCACUCCCCUCGCCGUCCCGCUCGAAUGGCCCGCAGUCCUCAAGCCUCAAGAUCCGGAUCACCCCGCACCUCUCCGUCCCCUCCCCGCCGUUCGCCCAGGGAGUCAGCGGGAAGAAGGUGGAGGACUGCGUGGAUGUGAUAGUCGAUAUAGGCGGGAAGGUGGAUCUGGGGCUGGAGGUGGAUGAGGAUGAGCUGAGAUGGGCGGAAGGAAGGGAGUGGGACGUUGAAGAGAGGAUCCGAGAGAGAGUGAGCGGGCUGUUUGAAGCGAAUACGUCGGCUUUGGCACUAUCAUCAGUCUCCACACCGCCGUUCGAUGCACCCCCCUCACCACAGCCCGAAGAAUCCGCCUCGUCCUCGUCCUCCUCGCCUGCUCUACCUCGACCGCUCGUCCGCCUCUCGCCGCUUAUAGCUAAUCCCGCUCACUCACACCUGCUCAAGACACUCACUACUACCGGUCGACCUCAAGCUACGCUUACUCGCUUCGAUAUCAAGUUGGAAUGGGUGACUUCUGGAAGGAAGCAGAAGCAGAGGGGGGACGAUGAGGAUGGGGAGGGAGAGAAGGAAAGUCAGAGUCAGAGUCAAAGUCAAAGUCAGGAGGGCAGAGGCGCAGAGGUGGAUGGGGAUGGUGAUGGUGAGGAAUGGUGGGUCACCGACGAGGCCGGUACUGCAGGGAGGAUGGGGUUGGACCUCAUCAUGAGUGAUGUCGAGGAGAGUAUCGGCGGAGGGCGGGAAGACAGGGAAGCUGGAGAGCAGCUGGGGCUGCCGAAGCGUUUCCCAUUACUCUUCGAUUCGGCUUUGAUCCAACACGCCCCCUCCCUCACCCUGCACCGCUCCCUCACCUCCUCCAUCACCCACUUCCUCCACCUCUCCUCCACACACCACACCUCCCUCCUCCAGCCCGGGCGCAACCUCCUCCGCUCCAUCGCCCAAGAACAAGAGACAUUUCUCACUCUCAACGUGGACGCCGCCGCUGGUAUACGGGGUGUGGCCAUCCCGAAACCCGCGGGAGCUGGUCGUAGAGGCAAACGACGUAAAAUCGGGGCCGCCGGAGACGGAAAUGAGGAGGAAGGGGUUGGAGCGGAUGACACGAAAGCGGGAAGAUCUCGUGCGUAUUUGGAUCAAGUGCACAAGGGGGUGAUGGCGGAAGAUAAAGGGCCGAGGGCGGAUGAGAGACGGAUAGGGCGGCUGGUAGGGGAGGCGAUGGGGAGGGUGGGGAAGGCCAAGUGGGACAUGGGGAGGAAAGGGGCCGGACGGAUGGCGGCUUUUAGAGUACCGUUGAAAGACGUUGAUCCUGCACAACAAGCGAUACCUACCGAAGACGAUCCCUCGGGAGGUCUGCCAGCCAUCUUCGACCGCCCUGAUGAUUCCCUCGAGCCAGACGAUGCGCCCGAAGAUGCGUUUCAGUCGUACAUCGACCCUUCCCCUUUUAUCGGGCUCUUACACGACGCCGACGGGGAAGAAGCGGACCCGGACCCGGAGGACAGAGACAGCCAGAUCCUCCUGGAUGACUGGGACGAUAUCUUUGAUCCGGACUCGAACCCUGCACAAUCGUACUCGGGCGAAAUCGAUAUCAUGCCGGACAUCCAGGAUAGUCUGUCCUCUACCGAGCUCGAGCUCGAGCAAGACGCGAGUCUCCGCGCAUUACAUCCGGAGUUCGGCUCCCAGCGCAAUGAGGACGAGGACAACAACGAGCUCAUCUUUGAGGAUGAGCAUCUUUCGGGGCGGGCGAUACUACCCCAUUGGUAUGAGGACGACAACGACGGCGGCGGCGGUGGCGGUAGCGGUGGCGGGGCCGAAGGCAUCAUGGACGUGUGGGAGGAAGAGACAGAGGAGGGGGGGAUGAUGAUCCUGGACGGCGACCUUCUCAUCGAUAUCUGA